Messenger RNA from Hevea brasiliensis (rubber tree), 2471 nucleotides. RefSeq lists its product as uncharacterized. Gene Ontology annotation, biological process: carbohydrate metabolic process. NCBI's taxonomy places the organism in Eukaryota, Viridiplantae, Streptophyta, Magnoliopsida, Malpighiales, Euphorbiaceae. The record is from RefSeq and is a predicted model, not a curated record. Gene Ontology annotation, molecular function: hydrolase activity, hydrolyzing O-glycosyl compounds. Bases 299 to 2077 code for a protein of 592 amino acids. The transcript has 4 exons.
UGAUUCUUUAUACAGUGGAGAAGCAAGCAGAACAUUACCAACCCCAUCCUUCAUCACAAAGCAAACAUCUUUUCUUUUUCAUUAAAUGUAAUAAUAUAGUUUUCUUUUUUUUACUUUAUUUUUCCUUGCCUUUUUUUCUUGUCACCUUUUAUCUGUAACACUUUCUCUCUCUAAAUUCUCAAGUAUCCUUUUAUUCCAAUUCCAUGUGCAUUGUCUUUUAAGCAGCGCCACUGUAUGAAUCUCAUCAAAAAUCCAUUUGAGUCCUCUUCCUAAAACCCAGAAAACGUCUCCCAUUAAAAUGGCUGAAGCAGCUUCUAAGUACCUGUUCUUGUUCUUCUUUUCGCUUCUCGCUCUCUGCUCUUCUGGAACUCAGAUGGGUUUCUCUUAUAAUGCCAGAGGGAUCAUUGCAGCUUCAUCACUUAGCAGAACACUAUCAUUCCUUAAGCUGAACAAGGUUUCUGGAUCCCUCAUUCGAGUUUUCGUUGCAGAUCAUAGGGUUUUAAGCACACUUUCCAAUUCUGGUGUGUCUGUUGAUUUUUCCUUGAAUGAAAGUCUAGUCGAGGAUUUUGCAAAUUCUAGAUCAUCUGCUAUUUUGUGGCUGAAAACCCAUGUAAUGAGCUUUCUGCCUCAAGUUAACAUUAGAAGUGUCACUGUAAGCAGCAGUAAUGACUUGUCCAAGCUUUCAUCUUCCUUGAAAUUGAUACAUUCAGUUCUUAGUAGUUCUCAAUUUAAUAGUGAAGUUAACGUCUCAGUAGCAUUUUCAUUGUCAUUCUUGGAGAAUUUGAAUGGAACACAAGAAAAUGACCUGCUUAGGGUUUUAGGAUUUAUCAAGAGAACUAGGUCCUUUAUGAUUGUAGAAGGAAGUACUGAUAAUGGUUUAGAAUUGAGCAUGGGAGAUCUUUUCCUGAAAUCAAUGAUCCAGAAAGCAAAGCUUAUUACUUCUAUACUUCCUUGUAAUGAUGUUACUAUAGUCAUGACCGUUAAGAGCCUUAUAGAUCCUAGUGCAAGAGAAUUAGCUGAAUUUGCAGCUAAGUCCUCAAAUUCAUUACAGAAAACUAAGAUUUCAGGUCAGAUAACUGAGAUAUAUGCAGAAGUAUCUUCCGUCGAAGAUUUUGUGGAAAAAGAGCUUAAGAGAGAACAUGAACAAAUCUUUCUUUUGUCUCGCCGAGAACUCUUGAAAGCUACUUCACAUGACGCAAUCAAUCCACCAGUGACUGUUCCCCAAGAUAAGCCCACACCAAUUGUCACUGUCCCUGCUACUAAUCCUGUCACUAUAACACCAGCUAAUUCUGCAUCCACUCCAGUACCAAUCCCUUCCACCACACCUGUUAUGGUUCCCCCUACAAAUCCUUCUGUUAAUACCCCACCACCAAUCACCAAUCCGGUCACAACACCAGCACCUGUCACAGUUCCUGGGGUGCAACCAAUAACUAAUCCUGUGACAACAUAUCCUGCCCCACCAGGAAACGUUCCGGUCACAACUCCAGUCACGAAUCCUGUGUCGCCUCCUGCAACAACAAAUGCUCCAGCAAUUCCAGGACAGAGCUGGUGUGUGGCCAAGCCUGGAUCAUCGGAAACUGCACUUCAAUCAGCAUUGGAUUAUGCAUGUGGAAUGGGAGGUGCUGAUUGUUCGCAGAUCCAGCAAGGUGGGGGCUGCUAUAAUCCUAACACCCUACAAAACCAUGCCUCAUAUGCAUUUAACAGCUAUUAUCAGAAGAAUCCUGUAGCAACCAGCUGUGAUUUUGGAGGGACAGCCACUGUAGUCAACAAUAAUCCAAGCACUGGUUCGUGUGUUUUUCCAUCAUCAUCAUCAUUGCCAACUCCAACUCAAACACCAUCAACUUCAACUACAAAUCCAGCAACAACACCAUCGUCUCCAGGGGUUGGAACAUCAGGAACUGUUACUCCACCAUCAGUGUUAAACUCUAGCAGCUCAGGUACCGCAACAGGUUUUGGGUCGGAAACCCCUCCUGGUUUCAACACUUCCACAUCCAAGUCAGCUACUAUGCAACCAUCAAUCAGGAGCAUCAUUCUGAUAACGUUCUUCAUUGUCAGAAUAAUUAUUCUGGACAUGUAGAAUGAAGCAUUUCUCAGUGUACAUUCAUUAGUUGGAAGUUCAUGCUUGCACAGCAGAUUAGAGUUGCAGAUACUCCCAUCUUUAAAGAAAGAGAAACAGAAGAUGAAAUCCUCAAGGUUGAAUUAUAACACGUAAAUCCUUCUAAAGAUUAACCAGCUGCUUCAGCUUGCACAGGAUGUAAAGAUGUUUAUUGCUCAAGGUACAAUUUAAUUUUCCACAUGAAACAUAAUCACAUGUUUAAUGCUAGGCUGCUGUUACCAGUAAAAGUAAUGAGGUUGGAUAGUAGUGUAAAAGGGCAAUUUUGCUCCUGUAAAUCUUUUAAAUGUAGCAGAGUUUCUACUUUAACUUAUGUAUCACGUUUGCUUAAUCCAGUUAAAUGAACUUGCAUUAGACA